Danaus chrysippus (African queen) is the source of this 1071-nucleotide messenger RNA. Lineage: Eukaryota; Metazoa; Arthropoda; Insecta; Lepidoptera; Nymphalidae. The record is from the annotation of a GenBank genome assembly.
AUGACGUGUAAGCCCAGCCCACAAACCAAGAUGACGCCUGUUGCAUUCUUUGUUGUGAAAAUUACUCCAACGACCAACAGGGUGAAACUUGGAUUCAGUGCCAAUCAUGUAGGUUGUGGGCGCAUAUUGAGUGCUCAGCAUGCGACACGGAAUAUGCCUGUGAAGAUUGAGAAGAUAACUGACCCGUUGACGCUGGGCGAGGGUCCUCAUUGGGAUGAGAGGCAGCAGGCGCUGUUCUUUGUGGACAUACUCGAAUGUACUAUACACAAAUACGUGUUGUCCUCCAAGAAACAUACGAAGACAAAACUCGACGGUCGACCGGGCUUCAUAGUACCAGUAGAGGGUAAAACGGACCAAUUUAUAAUAGGCUUGGAGUUGUCCUUUGUGAUAAUACAAUGGGACGGCGAGGAAGGCAGCCCGGCGAAGGUUCUACAGACAUUAGCUGACGUGGACCAGGACGUGUCUCCCAAACCCAGGAUUAAUGAUGGCAAGGCUGACCCUCGAGGAAGGAUUUUUGCAGGCUCCAUAGGCUAUGAAAAUCCUCCUGGUAAGUUUGUGCCAAAACAGUGUUCACUGUACCGUCUGGAUAAGAGUGAAGUGAAGAAAGUGUGCGGAGACAUAACGGUGUCCAACGGACUGGCCUGGGACCUCGAGAGAAAGGCCUUCUAUUACAUUGACAGCAUGGACUUGAAGAUUAGGAGAUACGACUACGACGUGGACACCGGGGAUGUUUCGAACAUGAAGUAUAUAUUCGACCUGCAGGCCAACGGCGUGGAAGGCUUCCCUGACGGAGCCACGAUAGACUCGGAGGGUAACCUGUGGGUGGCCGUGUUCUCCGGCUCCUGCGUGCUCCAGGUGGACCCCGUCCGAGGGACAUUGAUCCAGAAGCUGUCGAUCCCCGCCAGCCAGGUGACCUCCGUCACCUUCGGAGGUCCGGACUUCGACAUCAUGUUCGUGACGUCAGCCAGUGUGGACUACACCGGCCCCCAGGAACCUCCCGGCGGCUGCACCUUCAUGGUCACAGGCGUCGGGGCCAAAGGUCUCCGUAAUGUUUGCUACAAGCUCCAGUAA